Hemicordylus capensis (graceful crag lizard) is the source of this 7028-nucleotide messenger RNA. RefSeq names its product G-patch domain containing 2 like (gene GPATCH2L). The coding region runs from base 243 to 1589 and encodes 448 amino acids. The record is from RefSeq and is a predicted model, not a curated record. Lineage: Eukaryota; Metazoa; Chordata; Lepidosauria; Squamata; Cordylidae. The transcript is spliced from 10 exons.
AUCUCCAAAACCGGAGCAGCGCCUUCCUGAGCUGCUGAGGCCCAGAAUCGAGCCCAUAAAACUCGCCUCGCCAGGCAAGUCAGGAAAGGCAGCCAGCCGGACGGCACGAGGCGUGGCGUGCGAGGGAGGACCCAGUGGAGAGGAAGUGACCCCCCUUCCCCUCCGAAGACCGGAAGUGAUCUUCGGUACCGAGUCCGCCGAGCAGGAGAGGCCUAGGCGGCUGCUGUGCCGAGACAUUGCCCAUGGAUGAGCUGGUGCAUGAUUUGGCCUCAGCUCUGGAGCAGACAUCUGAACAAAACAAACUGGAUGAGCUGUGGGAAGAAAUGACUCUGAGCCCAAGGCAGCAGCGGCGACAGCUUCGCAAGAGACGAGGCCGCAAGCGGCGUUCGGACCUCACACAUCAAGCAGAGCAUGCUUGCUGCUACAGUGGGGCCUCUGAAUCCAGCCUGGAUGAAGCUGUGGAGGACUGUCGGGAAGUGCUGACUGCCAACUUCAGUGACUCUGAUGACAUGGUCGUAGCCAAACGCCAUCCAGCACUCAGUGCAACUCUCAGGAGUAAGCAGCACUCAUGGCAUGAGUCGGACUCAUUCACUGAGAAUGCUCCCUGUCGACCAUUGAGGCGUCGUAGAAAAGUUAAGCGUGUGACAUCAGAGGUGGCUGCUAGUCUUCAGCAAAAGCUUAGAGUGUCAGAAUGGAGUUACGAGAAGGGUUGCAGGUUCAAGUCUGCUAAGAAGCAGCGUCUGUCCCGUUGGAAGGAGAAUGCUCCCUGGACAUCGUCCAACCGGGGACUGUGUGAGUCAGCAGAGACCAGGACCUUUCUCAGCAAAGGAGUAAGGAAUGAGAGGAUGGAGUGUGAAGCCGAUGAACAGAAGCAGGGUUCUGAUGAAAACAUGUCAGAAUGUGAAACCAGCAGUGUGUGCAGCAGCAGUGACACUGGCCUUUUCACCAAUGAUGAAGGCCGUCAAGGAGAUGAUGAGCAGAGUGAUUGGUUCUAUGAGGGAGAAUGUGUCUCGGGGUUCACGGUUCCCAACCUCUUGCCCAAGUGGGGACCUGACCAUCAGUCUGACAUGGAACGAAUGGACUCCAGCCAUGACAAAAUCUCAGACCCAACAUUCCUUCUGCCCUCUCGGCCUGCUACAAGAGGUUUCCAUGCUCGUUUAAACCGCCUUCCCAGUGUUGCUGCUCGCUGCCUCAGGAAGGGCCGUAGGAGGCUGGUUGGCAAGGAGACCACCAUGGGCACUGAAAGGAUUAGCCACGUCAUUGGUGAUCCCUGCCAAAAAGAGAACAAAGUGCUGGCUUCCCAUUUCUUCCACAUUGCAGCCUGUGUGCAAGAGUUCAAUCCACUAUCUCCCCUCUACUCCUUGGAUGUUCUUGCUGAUGCCUCCCACCGAAGGUGUUCACCAGCGCACUGUACAGCCAGGCAGGCUAAUAUACAUCUGGGACCUCCAUGCUCAAGAGACAUCAAGAGGAAGAGGAAGCCAGUAAUAGCAACUGCCUCUCUUUCAAGCCCAGCCUCAGCUUUGUCCGUCCACAGAGAUGCAGCUGACCCUGGCCCUCCAUUGGCACACUCCCAGAGGCACCAGAACUGACUGGAGAGGUGGAAUCCAUUCAUCAGAGAGAAGCACCAUCACUAUCCCCGGCAGCUUAAAAAAAAAAAAAAGCCACAGGAGAUGGUCCUUGACUAAACCUUGAUGGAGGCAGUUCUUCCUUCCAGAACCAGUUGGGCAUCUUCUGUGUUGGACUUCAGAGUACAUCAGAAUCCUCAUCAGAUGCUUUGAUGGGCAAUAACCAUCUUUUCAGUGUUGGCAUGUGACAUGCGCCUAUACUAGAAUGAUUUGUUCGCUCCACACAUGUUGCAAAUCAUGUUUGUAGAUCUGUGUAGAAAUACAUAGUUGAUGUAGGGGUUUCCACUCUUUGAAUAUUCCUGCUGUUGCUGGACAGGUAGAUAUUGCACACUCAUCUCCAACCCAAGCACCUAUCAGCGGCUGCUGGGUCUGUGUGCAGAAUGUUAUUUGGUAUUGCACAUAUCUGUCUGUUGCAAAGUUCUUCCUUCCUCAAACCUAUCAAUUGUAGCAAAAUUCUGUGUUCAAUGCUAAUGUUGGUGCUUUGGGGAGACAGAAGGCAGGCAUAAGCCCUAUAAGCCAGCCAGCAGGGAUCCCCAGUUAGAGGGGAGGUUAGAAGAGGAUCAACACUAUCUAAAUUAGGUGACUCACAUGUUUUUAUAUUGGGAACAUUUUCCAAGACUGCUUGUUGGGCAGCAUUUACAACAGAGAGACUGGGUUUGCCCCUUUCAGAAGUGUAUAUUAGCUAGCUUUAUGUAGCAUUAUCUGUCCUGGUUUUUCCUCCUAUUAUCAUAGUAUUGGUUUUAAACUAGUGUUCCUUCCCUGCUAGGAAUACACUUUCCUCUGUCUUAUAAUGUCAGCAGAAUCAUAAAAUGCACCGUCAUAUGAGGACGAUUUUAAUAUGUAAUCCUUCAAGUGAAUGACAGUGACCACCAACCAUGGCUGUUCUGUUUUGGAAGCUACUGCAACAAUCAUCAGACAUUAACCUGAAGUCUAUAUGUUAUUGUUCUGAUAGCCUUUUUAGACACGUGACUUCAAAGUAGCCUUUGUGCAGGUACAACCACUUAUUCUGUUGUCUUCAAAUUGGGAUGCUUCCUUAAGUAUAAAAAGGAAGCUCCCUUCUUGGCAGUAUGUACUGGCUGACUGCCUUUUACUCUACAUUUCUGAUUGCUCAUUAUGGUGUGGGUGUGUGUGUGUGUGUGUGUGUGAGAGAGAGAGAGAGAGAGAGAGAGAGAGAGAGGAGGAUGGCAUCUAGACCUUUGGCAGAGUAGCGCCCCAUCAACAGAAGCUCCUUCUGCAAGUGGAAGGAGUGUUGUGCUCCUGCAGGAGCUCCUUGCAUGAGUAGAAGGGCUCCUUACGUGAGCGCAGCUCUCCUUCCAUGUCUGGAAGGAGUUUCCAUUGAUGGAGCGUUGCUCUGCCAGUGGUGCCUAAUCUCUACAGCUCCUCCUUUUAAUUGCUGUCCUUCAAUAUAUAUUUGAGUAGCUGGGCAAAGGUAGCUGAAAUUCCUCGGUACCAGCAUCAAAUUUUAGGAGCCCUAAAGGACCAUGUGCCUAAGCUUGUGUUGUUUUAGCCCAGUUUGCAGUGGGCAUGUUUUUCAUGCUUUCUCAAGUAAUGUAUCUGAAGCCUUCCAUGGUGUUUCAUUCCCACAAGAUGUGCCUGGAGGUGUUUGCAGAGCCAAUAAUAUCUUCACUUAGAACAUUGGAUAUGUGGCAUAGGAGGGUACAGGGCAAAUGGAUGUCCCACCAUGGGAAGCAAAUGGUUGCUGCUUUAGAUGUAGUUGAGUUAGCAUUUUAUGAUUUGCUUCAUAAUGCUUUGACCUCUAACCUAUAACUCUCAUAAAAUGGAAAGCAUGAUAAUGGUCAUAAGAUGAUGUAUUAACUGUAUACAAAAAUGCUAAAAUGGCAACCCUGGUGAUCACCAUCUGUUGUGUUAAUGGAUUUUUGUCAUGGUUUAUCAUGUAGAGCAGCUCACAUAUGCCUUACUAGUAGAGUUGCAUUAGCGAAGCCUUGCCUGUGCCUAAGUCAUUAACACCAAUCAUGCAUCCCAUACAGAGAUUCAGAUCUCUUUAUGUAAACUCCUUCUGUGCUGUUUCAGUUAUUGACAAGAUAAACUACCUGCUUUGAUCCUAUAUGAAGGAUGCACAAUGAUUUAUUUGGAUAAUCCACCUUUUUGAUGGAAGUUGUGAGAGCCACCAUCACAACUGCGUUGCUUCCACAUUAGUCCUUUUAUUGUCUCCUGUGCAAAGCCCAUUGAAAUGAAUAGGACCUAUCUUUUUGUGUGGUGUACAGCACCAACCACAUCUGUGCUUGUGUUCUGAUCUUGCAAAACUCAUUUUUCUAUUUUUAAUUACUCAGUAGGCCGAGAAUUAGAAGUUAUGGCUCAUGAAAGAUUCAAAUAAUUAAGCUUGAUGAAAUGAUACUUGCUUGCAGCUUCAGAAGUUCCUUAUUUGGUUGCAUCUCUUCAAUUUUCAGCUUAUUUCCUAUGUAAUGGCUGUAAAAUACAACACCCCACCCCUGUACCUGAUAGUUUCAAGGAAUAUGAAAAAAGGCCUGGGUGUGCUGGUUUGACUUUGUUGCUGAAAUUCCAUAACUUAAGCUUCUCUGUUUUAAAAACAUGUCCUAUAAAAUAUUUUUUAAAAACACAUUUCUUUCUAAUAUUUUAAAAAUACACUCUUACAUUGGUAUACAUAUUAAAGUACAGAACAAGUCAGAUUCUCAAAUAAAACAAGGACAAUCACUUAAUCGCUAUAACAUGUAAGUAGAGCUCUGUACAAUUUGCACAGAAUAGGAUUCAAAUUCUGCUACAAAGGAGUACAUGCAGUUGUAGAAUACAGUUGUAAAAACCUACAAUUCUGUGCCUAGAGUACAUUGUGCAAAUAAUGCCAGUUGUCCAAAUUUACUUCAUCCUGAUUACAAUCUGGAAUAUGGAUUUUAAAGAAUGGUUUUUCCUUGGGAGUGAUAGGCAGCAAAGUGGGAAACAAUUAAGGCAGAGAACAAAAUCUGGGUGGCAGCUGCAACUGUGGUGUUCUUCAAAAAUAGCUAUGAUCACAGAAUUGAGUCUACCACAGGACUCUGUAUAUAAGUGUUAAGAAAUGACAAACUUGUGAGAAGUUUAAAUUUUUUCUAUGUUGCACUAUAUGUGCUUCAGUGUUCUUGAUUUUAACUUUUAUACCAAGUUUUGUGACUGAAAAAAUCCUGUAAUCAGCUGAGCUGAGUAUAGUUGCUUAUAUGGUGUAAAAAUAUUUUGUUAACGUGUGUGUGUGUGUGUAGGCAGGCCACGGUUCAUUGUGGGGGAUAUAAGCUGGUUUAAUCUUUACUCCACGGCUCUGAUCAAGCUGUAAUUAUGGGCAACUAGAGACAUGCUGACAAUUGAUGGCACCCAUCCACAUCAAGAGGCUCACCCAGCCCCUUCAGUAUAUUAUCGAUGGGAGAAGAAUACACAUCCUGAUGUGUGUUUGCAUUAGCUACACAUGUAGAAGCCUGCUGCUGUGUGUGGACCUUUUUUGCAAGAUUGGCCACAGAAGUUUUUCAUAUAUGAGAUUCCUUUUGUUGUUGGUAUCCGCUUGGUGUUGCUUCUCCUCUGACUCAGCACACCCAGUGGCAGUUAGAGCAGGCCUCUGACCUUUUCCCUAGGCAGGCCCAUGCUUGGACACAGUGGCUCUCUUCAUCUGCUCACCCGAGGACUGAACAGCAGAUAAAUCUUAAGAACUGCAAAGAUCAUAGUGGACGAUCUUAGGGCAACUUCCCACAACAUAGCUGCCAAACAGAAGGUGGCUUGAAACUGCAUGUGGAAACUGAGCCACAUGGUGAGCAGUUUUGGUACCUACUGGUUUGUGCAUUGGCCUCCAUGGCACAAGUUUGUCUGCAACCUCGAGCAAUGUUUGCCAGUGGCAUGGAAACAAAUUCACACAGUGAACCCAGUCCGUGCAAAUCAGCUUGCUGCAUGGAGCAGCUUCAAAUAACCCGGGAGGCACUGUGGGGAACUAUGUUAGAAGCUGCCCAUAGAGCCUGAACCCCAAAAGAUGGUGCUUGCUGUGCACAUCUGGGAGCUGGGCCACUUGGGUUAUUUCCAGCUUCAACUGCCUGACUACUAGUGUAUCAGUGUUGUCUGCGUGGGAUUUUCCCUCUACUCCUAUGUUUGCCACUAAACUGGACCUGCAGGAAGUAGAAUAAGCAGCCACUGUCUGUCUUGCAGUAACAUGGAAUAUUGCCACUUUUCCUCUCCGUGUUGCUUCUGUGUAUAGUGUGAGUGGAUGGGACCAGCCUGUGCUGAAGCUCUCAUGUAGGUAGAGCAUAAGGGCUGGAUGCACAUGCACCUGUACUCUGUACCCUCUGGGCACAUCUCCGCCGAAGGCCCACUUCCUGUCCUGGCCUCACCUCUGCAUGCAUAAUACUGCCAAGUAUUCCUCUUGUAAUCAAUAGCAUGGUGUUUGGGGGAGACAACUAGUUAGUAGCAUUUGAUGACUGAAUUCCUGAAAAGAAACAUACACUUUAUAUUCUUUUAGAGCAGAAAAAUCAAUGCUACAUUUUUUGUCAGUUCUUUUUUGUUAAAGAAGCUAAUGACCAGUUAUGUUGCUAUCUACCUGGCUUCACUCCUCUGUCUCCUAUACAGAAUUUUAAUAUUUUCGCCUUCUUUGCCUAGACAAAUAGAUUUAUGGUGCCAAAAUCCCCUUGUUCAGUAAGCUCAUGGGAAUUCUGUUUUGCAGGUACUGCAGUGGGGCUUUGUGAUUCUGUUGGUUUUGCAAUAGUCCUUUCCCCCCAGUGUUAAUCUAUAUGUAAUAUUGCAGUAGUCCUAUCACAACUAGAAAUAUUGAGGCUAUGCAUUGAUUCAGGUAGCAGCUCUGGCCUAGUUUCACUGAGGCGGUAAUCCUGUGUCAGGGCUGUAGCCAGAAUCUAGGUGGGGGCCUCAUACAAUCAGAGGCUCCUUGUAUUGGGGUGGGGGGCAAAGUUCUGGCAUAUAGGGAACUCUCCUCAUGCCAGGAAGAGGACUAGGAUAGAAUCCCACUCUCCAUAGUGCUUGUUGGGUGUGGAUUGAGCUGUCACCUACGUGAAGAUGUGGGUUUACCACCUCAGUGAGAGAUGGUAAGGCUUGUGUGUGAGGGCUUAUUCUAAGCUCAUCCUCUGAAAUCCAUGAAGCUGCUCUCAUGAGUAACUUUUGUGGCAGCUAUUCUGAGCAGGGCUGUUUCCCCUGUUCAGGUACCCCAUGCCACUUCAAUAAUUGAAGUAGAUGCUCCCCGUCCACAGGAACUUUACACCCUGUAAUCUGCAAGGCUUUCCCCCGUCUCCAUGCAAAAGUCACUUGCAGGUGAAUCGGACUUUGAGCAAGCCUUGGACUCAUGAGGGCUUUGCAAACUCCUUUAGGAAAGUGAUAUAUGCUAUGUUGUGACUCUGGAAUUUAUAUUUUAAGACUAUAUCUUUUAGAUAGCAGCUUGCUUAAUUUGUCAAAUAAAGGUUUUCUGCAAACUGA